AUGGUGUGGUUAAUAUUGGGAUUUUUAACGGUGAUAUUUACAUUGGGAACAUCAGGUCAAGAUAUCAAGUUCCCAGAUGACGAGAACAGUGGAGAUGUGUUGAGUGGUAACAAUGCAACGGAGGUAACUGAGCGCGUUCCACUUGACAUAGAAGAUCGAUGUCCUGAAAACAUGCUUCUGUAUCCAGGGGAUGGCGCUCAGAGCGUCUGGGAGUGUGAUUGUAAACCUGGCUAUCUCUACUUUCCGCUCAACAAUUCAUGCCACCCUGCAUACAGGCAGGGCCCUUGCCGGCCCGAAAAUUACGCUGUUCUACCACAAGGAGAAGUAGUCCCAAAGUGUGAACGGAAUCCCUGCAAGCAAGAUGGCUUGGUUUCUUACAAUAAUACGUGUUACGAGUUGAGGAAAAUAGGGGGGCCGUGUGCUCAAAACGAAUAUCUAAUUGUCAACGACGCCACAUUUCAGUUGGAAUGUACAUCGGCAAGUACUGAUCCGUUUAUGAUCAUAGAUGCACCACCGAAGCUGUGCCCCAAUGGGAGUCGUAGAAAUGCGCUUGGCAUUUGCAGAAAAAUGAUUUAG
This is a messenger RNA of Neodiprion fabricii, 576 nucleotides long. RefSeq lists its product as uncharacterized. The coding region runs from base 1 to 576 and encodes 191 amino acids. The transcript has 2 exons. Lineage: Eukaryota; Metazoa; Arthropoda; Insecta; Hymenoptera; Diprionidae. The record is from RefSeq and is a predicted model, not a curated record.